Molecule: messenger RNA, 1367 nt
Organism: Clarias gariepinus (North African catfish)
Lineage: Eukaryota; Metazoa; Chordata; Actinopteri; Siluriformes; Clariidae
Gene: pcolce2b
Product: procollagen C-endopeptidase enhancer 2b
Exons: 9
Coding region: 16-1290 (424 amino acids)
Molecular function (GO): protein binding
Source: RefSeq, a predicted model, not a curated record
ACACACACACCUCACAUGGCGCUGGAUAUGAACAGGAUCAUGUUUAGGAUCUGCAGCUUUCUGUGCGUCUGCGUUCUGCUCCUCACAUCCAGCGUGCGCGCGCAGACACACCAGCGACAGUCAUUUCCAUGUGGUGGCAACAUAACAGGAGAUUCGGGAGUCAUCGGUAGUCAGGGUUACCCGGGAGUAUAUCCUCCAAACACCAAGUGUGUAUGGAAGAUCACAGUUGCACAAGGCAAAGUGGUCGUCCUCAACUUCCGCUUCCUCGAUCUGGAAAGUGACAACCUGUGCCGCUAUGAUCACGUGGAUGUUUACAGCGGGCAUGUCAGUGGGCAGCGCCUGGGCCGAUUCUGUGGAACCUUUAGGCCCGGUGCCCUCAUCUCCACGGGAAACAAGAUGCUCAUUCAGAUGGUGUCAGAUGCCAACACGGCCGGCAGUGGAUUCCUGGCAGUGUUCUCCGCAGCUAACCCUCAUGAACGAGGAGAUCAGUAUUGCGGUGGACGAUUGGUGAAGCCAUCAGGAACCUUUAAGACCCCCAACUGGCCAGAUAAAGACUAUCCAGCAGGAGUCACGUGCUCAUGGCAUAUAGUGGCACCGAAAAACCAGAUCAUAGAGGUAAAAUUUGAGAAGUUUGACGUGGAAAGAGACAACUACUGCCGCUACGACUACGUCGCUAUCUUUAACGGAGGAGAAAUCAACGAUGCUAAGAGGAUUGGGAAAUACUGUGGAGACAGCCCUCCAGCACCGGUGUUUUCUGAGGGUAAUCAGCUUCUCAUCCAGUUUCUCUCGGACCUCAGCUUAACAGCAGACGGCUUUAUCGGCCACUAUAAAUUCAGGAACAAGAAGAUCCCAAUAACAACCAUCGCCCCAACCACAACCGCUCAGCCCACCACAGUCAGACUCAUACCUUUGAAAUAUUCAGCGACACUCUGUCAGCAGAAAUGCAAACGAAAAGGAAGUCCAGAGACUCAUUACUGCUCCAGCAACUUUGCCAUCACAGGGACGAUUAUCACAGCAGUGCCACGUGGAGGAAGCAUGCACACCACAGUCUCCAUCAUCAACAUUUAUAAAGAAGGAAACCUCGCCAUCCAACAGGCUGGAAAAAGCAUGAGCACUAAAAUCGUUAUCCUGUGCAAGAAAUGUCCUUCUGUCAAAAGAGGCUUGAACUACAUCUUCAUGGGCCAGACGGACGAAGAGGGCCGCGGGAUGAUCUCUCCGCAGCACUUCGUCAUGGCCUUCAAGUCCAAGAACCAGCGAGCGUUCAACGUCCUAAAGAACAAGCGGUGCUGAUCUCACUCCUUCCUCCAGCUGAAUUUGUCUGAAAGUGAUUUCCUUCAUUAGGAUUUUUUUUUUUUUAAAUCAGGACC